Messenger RNA from Oncorhynchus nerka (sockeye salmon), 2019 nucleotides. RefSeq names its product alpha-protein kinase 1-like. NCBI's taxonomy places the organism in Eukaryota, Metazoa, Chordata, Actinopteri, Salmoniformes, Salmonidae. The record is from RefSeq and is a predicted model, not a curated record. Bases 1 to 2019 code for a protein of 672 amino acids. The transcript is spliced from 4 exons.
AUGCUGAAGUGGCACUCCACUGCUGGCAUCCAUGCUGAUGGGGGUCGCUUCCUUCAUCUGACCUCUAAUGGUGUGAGCGUGCCCCAACAACAGAAUUGUGUGGGCGUGCCCCAACAACAGAGUGGUGUGAGCGUGCCCCAACAACAGAAUUGUGUGGGCGUGCCCCAACAACAGAGUGGUGUGAGCGUGCCCCAACAACAGAGUGGUGUGAGCGUGCCCCAACAACAGAAUUGUGUGGGCGUGCCCCAACAACAGAGUGGUGUGAGCGUGCCCCAACAACAGAAUUGUGUGGGCGUGCCCCAACAACAGAAUGGUAAUGGUGUGAGCGUACCCCAACAACAGAAUGGUGUGUGCGUGCCCCAACAACAGAGUGGUGUGAGUGUGCCCCAACAACAGUAUGGUGUGAGCGUGCCCCAACAACAGAGUGGUGUGAGCAUACCCCAACAACAGAAUGGUGUGAGCGUGCCCCAACAACAGAAUGGUGUGAGCGUGCCCCAACAACAGAAUGGUGUGAGCGUGCCCCAACAACAGAGUGGUGUGAGCGUGCCCCAACAACAGAGUGGUGUGAGCGUGCCCCAACAACAGAGUGGUGUGAGCGUGCCCCAACAACAGAGUGGUGUGAGCGUGCCCCAACAACAGAAUGGUGUGAGCGUGCCCCAACAACAGAGUGGUGUGAGCGUACCCCAACAACAGAAUGGUGUGAGCGUGCCCCAACAACAGAGUGGUGUGAGCAUACCCCAACAACAGAAUGGUGUGAGUGUCCCCAAACAACAGAAUGGUAAUGGUGUGAGCGUACCCCAACAACAGAAUGGUGUGAGCGUGCCCCAACAACAGAGUGGUGUGAGUGUGCCCCAACAACAGUAUGGUGUGAGCGUGCCCCAACAACAGAGUGGUGUGAGCAUACCCCAACAACAGAAUGGUGUGAGCGUGCCCCAACAACAGAAUGGUGUGAGCGUGCCCCAACAACAGAAUGGUGUGAGCGUGCCCCAACAACAGAGUGGUGUGAGCGUGCCCCAACAACAGAGUGGUGUGAGCGUGCCCCAACAACAGAGUGGUGUGAGCGUGCCCCAACAACAGAGUGGUGUGAGCGUGCCCCAACAACAGAAUGGUGUGAGCGUAACCCAACAACAGAAUGGUGUGAGCGUAACCCAACAACAGAAUGGUGUGAGCGUGCCCCAACAACAGAAUGGUGUGAGCGUGCCCCAACAACAGAGUGGUGUGAGCGUACCCCAACAACAGAAUGGUGUGAGCGUGCCCCAACAACAGAAUUGUGUGGUUGCGCCCCAACGACAGAAUGGUGUGAGCGUACCCCAACAACAGAAUGGUGUGAGCGUGCCCCAACAACAGAGUGGUGUGAGUGUGCCCCAACAACAGUAUGGUGUGAGCGUGCCCCAACAACAGAGUGGUGUGAGCAUACCCCAACAACAGAAUGGUGUGAGCGUGCCCCAACAACAGAAUGGUGUGAGCGUGCCCCAACAACAGAAUGGUGUGAGCGUGCCCCAACAACAGAGUGGUGUGAGCGUGCCCCAACAACAGAGUGGUGUGAGCGUGCCCCAACAACAGAGUGGUGUGAGCGUGCCCCAACAACAGAGUGGUGUGAGCGUGCCCCAACAACAGAAUGGUGUGAGCGUAACCCAACAACAGAAUGGUGUGAGCGUAACCCAACAACAGAAUGGUGUGAGCGUGCCCCAACAACAGAAUGGUGUGAGCGUGCCCCAACAACAGAGUGGUGUGAGCGUGCCCCAACAACAGAGUGGUGUGAGCGUGCCCCAACAACAGAAUGGUGUGAGCGUACCCCAACAACAGAAUGGUGUGAGCGUGCCCCAACAACAGAAUGGUGUGAGCGUAACCCAACAACAGAAUGGUGUGAGCGUGCCCCAACAACAGAAUGGUGUGAGCGUGCCCCAACAACAGAGUGGUGUGAGCGUGCCCCAACAACAGAGUGGUGUGAGCGUGCCCCAACAACAGAAUGGUGUGAGCGUGCCCCAACAACAGAAUGGUGUGAGUGUGCCACAAUGA